AACGAAACUGAAUUUUAACAACGAAGUUGAAUUUCAGACAGCGAAUUAUUGAAUUUAACAUUUCAAAUCCUAUUUAAAAUUCAAAUCCACGUAACAUUUCAAUCUCAUUUUAAUUUCAAACCCUAUUCAAAUUCAAAUAACUGCCUUUUACCAUCUAAAGAACAUAUCUAGAGUGAAGGCUUGUCUGUGUCAAGCAGAUCAGGUAAAGCUCAUCCAUUCUUUCAUCUCAUGAAGACUUGACUGCUGGAAUGGUCUUCUGACUGGACUCCCCCGAAAGAUACAGAUAGGCACUCCCAUGCUUCUUGUGAGGAUGAGAAGAGAAUAAUGUUUUCAGAUGUGAUGGUGUUAUUAAGAGGUGGAUUAGGUCACUGAAGGCCCAGCUGUUCCUCCGGUGACUCCCAUCCCUCCUCCCAGCCCGGAUGCUGACGUAUGACGGCGUCCACCGCUCUGCCUACGCUGCCUGGUGGGCGACCAGCCUCCCGCCAAGUAUAUAAAAGCUCACGUGGACUCAGGAGUUUCACUCCCCCUGAAGGCACAGCCACUCAGUCCCCGGAGCUGAACCUCAGCAGAGAUAGCAGCAAAAAGGCACUUCCUUGGCGCGCAGGCUAACUCGCUUUGGGUUUUACUCGCCAUGGAGACACGCAGGAUGGUGAGGAGCUCCAGAACAGGCCACAAUUUCAAAAGUGGACUUUCUCUGUGGCUGAUCCUGUGGCUGGUAGUGGUGAAGCCCAGCUAUGUGGCUGCAUGCCCCAGGCUUUGUGUGUGUUAUCCUACGCCCAUGACGGUCAGCUGCCAGUCCCAGAACCUCACCAUCGUUCCGGCCAAUGUGCCCUAUGACUCACAACGUGUGUUCCUGCAAAACAAUCGCAUCACAGAGCUCCGUGCUGAUUCCUUUGGUUUUGAAACACAGGUGCUUUGGCUUUAUGGCAAUAACAUCACGUGGAUUGAGGCCGGCGCCUUUAGUAACCUUCGGGUGUUGGAGGAGUUAGACCUGGGUGACAACCCCACCCUGAGGCGCUUAGAAAGUGGAGCUUUCAGGGGGUUGGAGAAGCUGCAGAGUCUGCACAUGCACCGAUGCAAGCUUGCCAUGUUACCUCACGACCUCUUCUACAAGUUGUAUAGCCUGCAGUUUCUCUAUUUGCAGGAAAAUCAACUCCACUUUCUCCAGGAUGACCUGUUCUUAGAUCUGGUCAACCUCACCCACCUAUUCCUCCAUGGCAACCGCAUCCGGAUCCUUUCUGAAAAUGUAUUCCGUGGCUUGGUCAAUCUGGACCGGCUCCUUCUCCAUGACAAUCGAAUCAGGCAGGUCAACCGUCGUGCUUUCCGUGACCUGGGUCGCCUCUCCAUUCUUUAUCUGUUCAACAACUCCCUUGCUGAGCUCCCUGGCCAAGCUAUGAAAGAUACCAAGGGCAUUAAUUUCCUCCGUCUGAACGGCAAUCCUUGGUCCUGUGGUUGUGAGGCCCGUACCUUGUGGGAGUGGUUCCGUGAGGUCCGCAUUUCCUCCUCAGAGCUGAUAUGUUCGUCGCCAUCCCAGCAUCGUGGGCAAGAUCUAAGAUUUCUCCGGGAGCUGGACUUCGCCCUCUGUCCCAUGCCUGACCCCAGCUUGCUGUCUGGAACCACCACAACCACCUUCAGCACCAAGACCCGCUGGUGGUUCUCCAAGCACAAGCCCGCAUCUUCCUCCAAGGUCAAUAACCAGAAGACUACAGAGACAAUAAAGGCAUUCCCUGGAGGAAAGCCACAGUAUUUCCCCAAAACCCAUUUUGACUUGUUUCCUCCUAAGUAUGAACUAUCAGAUGACGAAGCGGCUCUCCCUAAACUCAACCCAGAAGAGUACUGGGCCGACUAUGGUAACGAAGAUGCCGCUAUCCGUUGCUUUGAUCCUGAGUGCUCACUCACAAAUCCAGCUUUUGCAUCCUCAUUCUCAUCCUUUGCCACCAGUCCGGCCCUCCUCCACCCCCUUUUUUUCUGUUUAGUCACUUUCUCCCUCCAUUUACUUUUUGGCUGAAUCUGUCAUUCCCUCAACUUUUCUUUGUUGUCUCAAUUCUGCUCCUGAACCUUUUUUCAAAUCAAAACAAAAUAAAAAACACAACAGGA
Syngnathoides biaculeatus (alligator pipefish) is the source of this 2097-nucleotide messenger RNA. It is a transcript of the gene rtn4rl2b, whose product is annotated as reticulon 4 receptor-like 2b. The transcript has 6 exons. The coding region runs from base 632 to 2008 and encodes 458 amino acids. Gene Ontology annotation, cellular component: plasma membrane. Lineage: Eukaryota; Metazoa; Chordata; Actinopteri; Syngnathiformes; Syngnathidae. Gene Ontology annotation, molecular function: protein binding. The record is from RefSeq and is a predicted model, not a curated record.